Blepharisma stoltei is the source of this 2526-nucleotide messenger RNA. The record is from the annotation of a GenBank genome assembly. NCBI's taxonomy places the organism in Eukaryota, Ciliophora, Heterotrichea, Heterotrichida, Blepharismidae.
AUGGAGCAGAAUGAAAAAGCGAACACUCUAAAUCCCAAAUCAGAGCCUUUUGUACCAAUUUUAUAUGACUGCAUUGUUUCACCUACAGCCCCAGCAGAUGCCUUAAGAUUUGAUGACAUGUUUGCUGCUUAUGAAGGCACACUAUCAAGCACAAAAAAGGAAAACCCUGAAAAUAAUAAAGCUACUGUAUCAAAUGACAAACUUAUAAAAAUUGAUGAAGAAAACAAGCCUAUAGAAAACAAAGAAAACAAGAAAAAGAAAGAAAAAAUUAUUAUUCCCGAAAAGAAAUUCUUAAAAAAUGAUGAAUGGAUAGCCAAAACGAAUGAAGAGUACAAAAGUGACGACGAUUUCAAGGCUGGGACGUCUAGUGGGUAUGGAUUUCCUACAAAAAAGUGGAAGAAAAAAGAUAAUUUAAUAAAGAAAGAAGGGAAUGAUGAGAUACAAAUAAAUAAUGAAGAAAUUAAAUGUAGGAAAGAGGAAAUAGAAGAAGAAAAAAAAGAGGAGAGAAUUGGAUGGCCAGAUCUUGAGGAUAUAAAGCCAAGGCAGAAAGAAAGAAUUGAAGAAAGCAAAGCCAGCUGGGAGAAAAAUGAGAAAAAAAGCCAGCCAAGCGAAGAUUCGUGGUCAAAUGUCGAGUCAUCAGGAUCAGAAAAAACUGAAGAAAUUCAGCCUGUGCCUACUAAAAAAGGAGUCUCAGACAAGCGCUAUGAAAAUAUUCACAAGCCCACAACAGCAAGGCCAAAUAAUUUUCAGUCGGCGCCUUUGAACAGCUGAGAGCCAAGCCCAGACAUUUCAGACAUGUGGGCAACUGUGACUCCUAAAGAUAAAUUUUCUGUCACUCCUAAGCCUAAAGGAGAAAUUUCAAACACUACAGCAAAUCCAAAAGAAGAAAUUGAAACCACAGCUAAGCCAAACGAUGAAGAAGAAGAGUUUGUUAUCAAAACAGAAAAACCUGAGUCGAAAACUGUUAAAAUUGUCCAAAAGCCUUGGCCUACAGCCACUCUAAAUGCAGUAAAUUCCAGAUCUCAAAAACCCAUUCAGGCAGGCCUGCAAUCUUCUCAAACCCGAUCCCAACGUAUAGAAAUCCCUUCAUCAAGUUACACCCCUUUCUUUAACGAAAUCUCUAGCCAAGAUUUCGACUUAAAAACCUAUAAAACCAAACCUUGCAGUAAAGGAAGCGAAUGCAAAGGCCCAUGUAUGGACUAUCACUACAUUGGAGAAAAACGUCGUGACCCAAAAUCUACAUAUUUUCCUACCCUAUGCAAAAAUGCAGAAAACUGCGCAUGUGGAGACCGAUGCUCAAAAGCUCAUAAUUUAUAUGAAGCUUUAUAUCACCCUCAAACUUAUAUGUCUUUGGAAUGCCCAUUCCAAAAGGAAGGAAAAGAAUGCGUCAUGGGGAAGCUAUGCGUUUUUACACACAGGCGGACUAAUAAGCCAGAAAUUACUAUUCCACCAUACCAGCCAAGAGUCCAGCCUCAAAAUGUGUGUGGGGAUGUUUUCCAUAAGCUGGAUCAGAGAGAAAAAGAGCUUGAAGAAUAUGAGUGGUCAAGCACAGGUCGCAACCAGACAUUCCCCCUAAAAAUGGUACCCCCACCCCCACCUUCACAGAUGGCACCCCCACCUCCCUCAAAAAAUAAAGGGUUUAUCCUAUAGAAGUAAUUGAUAGGAAGCAAGCAGAAUAAUUUAAAUAUAAUCCAAUUAAAACACUAUAUUGAUAAAUUAAGUCCAUAAACUGCUUUAAUAUUUAUGAUUAAUUAACAAUUAAUGAGAAAUAUAUUAAAUUUGUUUUUUUAUAUUUAUAAAUAUAAUGCCAAAGAUAUAGAUAAUGGCAUUAAUUAUUAAAUGAGCCAAGCACAAUACAAUAGCUUGCAUUAAAUUUAUUGAUUCAUAAAUUAAAAGCUAAUCUGAUGCCCAUUGUACAAGAAUUGCAGGACUGAAUUGGUAACAGGAAUCAAUAGUGCUAAUAAAAAUAGUAUUUGCUAUUGCCAGUUUUACUUUUGAUCUAUAAUUGGACUCUUUAGCCAUUGUGUUCCACAAAGUUCAUAAAUAGAUGCAGGAUAUACUGCUAAUUAAUACCAAAGAUCAUUAUUAUACUUUUUUAGCAAUUUUUCUUCAGAUGUGGUGUCUUAGUAAUUAUAGGAAAUUCUCACCCCAUUCCACCUACUCCUUAAUCGAUUGUGCUACGCUAUGUGGAUAUUGUAAAUCAGUAAUUUUGAAUAUUUAAAAUAAUAAUUUAUUUAUUAUGCCUGCUCUAAAUUAGCAUUUGCCAUAUAUCUAUCCUAUAUUAAGGAGGGUGGGGGUGCCAUUAAAAGGGGGGGGUGGGGGUACCAUUUAAAAGGGGGGUGGGGGUGUCUGGUUGCGACCUGUACUUGACCAUAUGAGCAGAGAUUGAAAGCAAAAUGUAAGUGCAACAGAGGGAUAAAAAAGUAUGUGUUUGUGCCUUGUGGGCAUUUAAUAUGUGAAAGAUGCAGAAUGGAAAGCAGAUGUGUUGUGUGUGGAGGGAAUGGGAAAAGUUAUAUGAUGCAUUAA